Molecule: messenger RNA, 980 nt
Organism: Dreissena polymorpha
Lineage: Eukaryota; Metazoa; Mollusca; Bivalvia; Myida; Dreissenidae
Exons: 7
Coding region: 36-761 (241 amino acids)
Biological process (GO): protein dephosphorylation
Molecular function (GO): protein tyrosine phosphatase activity
Source: RefSeq, a predicted model, not a curated record
UACAUGAACUGUACAAUUUGGAAUUUCAGUUGUGCAUGCGUAGUGUUGAAAGUCGUGAAGGACAUUUGCUACCAGUGGCAAGUCAAGAGGCAGAAUAUGGCAAUAUUGGGGGAAACUUGGCUGAAAUAGAUUCAUAUCGGCCUCAACAUUAUAGGAGGAGUGAACCACCAGCUGAAAUAUAUCUCCCUACAUUCGAUGACAAAAAGGGUAUGAUUGUGCUCCCCAAACCAACCGAGAAACAGCUGGCUCUGUUUUGGUCUCGUCUGGAACAACUUGGCUCAAUAACGGUGAUUGAUCUUGCAUCGGAUGACAUUGAACUGAAACACUUACUAAUAGACAGAAAUAACAGGGACCAUGCAACAAAAGGCCCCUAUGUUCUGAAAGAGGCAAACAACAAUGGAUUUGUUGACAAAACUUAUUCCAUGACACAGGAGACUUGCCGCAACAAAACCAUAACACACUUCGUGCUGUCAUCGUGGAAAGGAGUAGAUAUACCGACAGACAGGAAAUCACUGCUUGAGAUGAUAGAGGCGGUGCACACUUGGCAGCCCGAAAUGACAGACGACACACCGAUAGUGAUACUAGACAAUGGCGGCUUCCAAAAAUGCGGAAUCGUUGCUGUUUUAUUGAACGAGAUUUAUCGCAUAUUACAACAGAAUGGGCGGAUAAACAUUUUACAAUCAGUCAAGAAAAUGGUGUACGGAAAAAGCCUUCUCAUCCGCAGCAAAAUGCAGUUCAAGUUCUGCUAUGAUGUGAUGUAGGACUAUGUUCAGCAAAAAGGUGUUUAUCAGAACUAUUAAUGUUACAAUGCCAUAUAAUGUGCUGUAUUAUAUAGACUAUUUGUUACUCCGAUUAGGAACAUGUAUCAGUUUGUAACGAUUUUUGUUCGUCUGAUGUUUGCAUAAGUUGCAUUAUUAGUUUAAUAUGGGAUUUAUUAAUACUGUCUAAAUACGUGUGCAUAGACAUAUUUAAUUAAUUGA